Hemibagrus wyckioides is the source of this 3133-nucleotide messenger RNA. Its product is annotated as protein SON-like. NCBI's taxonomy places the organism in Eukaryota, Metazoa, Chordata, Actinopteri, Siluriformes, Bagridae. The transcript has 3 exons. Bases 222 to 2906 code for a protein of 894 amino acids. The record is from RefSeq and is a predicted model, not a curated record.
CUCUCUCUCACACACACACACACACACACACACAGAGCAUGGAUGGAUGGAUUAUAGAGAACAUCUGAAUGAAGAACCUGUUCAUUCUGAGGAAGGUUGAAGAAGAAUAAAGGUGGAGGAUUAUUUCUGGCGGUGUUUUCAGUGUGUAUUCGUCUGAUUCAUCAUCUUUGUGCCAGCGAUUGUGUGUGUGUGUGAGUGUGUAUGAGUGUAUGAAUUGUUAGAUGAUGUUGGAGAUGAAGCGAGUUGUUCUCCUGCUCUCCGUCGUGCUCCUGACCUGCGCUGCUCCUCUGCACCAGAAUAAUGAGUUGAGCAGUUCACAGGAAUCGCAGGUUACCUCACGUGUCACUCAGUUUAGGGGAAACUCAGGAAGUGACAUCAUAAUCAAGGCACCUGCAGGCUUUGGAAAACCCAAUGAGAAAGGCCAGAGCACUGUUACGGUCAGUUUACGGGAUGAGAACACCAAUGUUUCCAUUGACGUUGUGAGCUUCAUCUUCUCUGUGAACAGUGAAGAAAUGUCUGAUGCAGAGGUUGGUGAAAGCAAUGGAGGAUUUAGUGAUGAAGGAGUGCAGGAUAUUAAUGCUGGACCUGAAGAGAAAAUCAUUGAUAAUGAUGAGGAGAUGAGUGAAGAAGGAUUUGACCCAACAGCAGGACCUGAGGUACUAAAUGGUGAUAAAGACUUGGACAAAAGCGAGGAAGAAACACCAGAUCCAAAAGACAAUAAGAGUGGUGAAGAUCAGAUACACAGUACAAGUUCCCAGUCUGAAACCAGAGUCGACUCUGAAGUAUCUGACCAAGAGCAUUCAAAUGUCUUUGAAACAACAGCUACGUCAGAUACAUCCAGCAAACAGGAGGACUCAAAUGAGUCAGAGCACCAAAAAACCAAAUCAAACAGUGCAGAACCUUCUGCCCAACAUCUCUCCGGUCAACUCACAAGUCUCAGGCUAGUUCUUGCAUCUUCCUUCGUCGAUCAGGAAACCACUUCAUCAGAAGCAAAUGCCAAAGGAACAAACUCCAAAUUAGAUAUCUCCUCUGUAGAAGGUCAGACUGUUCCCACAAUUUCAGAAUCCAUGUUAGGACCUUUUCAGAAAGCUUCAGAACUCAGCUCCAGCUCAGAGGAGAAAACAGAUGAUGAAUAUAAGAACAGUGUCGCUGAUCCAACACCGAGCAAGUCCCCAAGUCUUAAUUCACAUCCAGAGUCCAUGGUAAAUACAAAAAUAAUGAAGAAGAAUGAUGCUCUUCUAGCACCUUUAUUCUCUGGUUCAGACGUUUAUCCUGAGUAUGUUAAUGACUGGCAGUAUGAUCCCAGAUAUUAUGACCUAUACAGGAACCAUCCUGGGUAUGCUGCAGGGUAUGACCCCUAUGGUGCAGGGUAUGACCCCUAUGCUGCAGGGUAUGACCCCUAUGCUGCAGGGUAUGACCCCUAUCAAGCAGGUUAUGACCCCUAUGGUGCAGGAUAUGACCCCUAUCAAGCAGGGUACGACCCCUAUGGUGAAGGUUAUGACCCAUAUCGUGCAGGAUAUGACCCCUAUGGUGCAGGUUAUGACCCCUAUGGUGCAGGUUAUGACCCCUAUCAGGCAGGGUAUGACAACCAGGACCCAUAUCAUAAAACAGAGAGUGAAGAUCCAAGACAUGCUGUAGAGCAAGAAACCACUGCAUACUCAGUAGAAGAAAAUGAGAGCCGUCCUACAGAGAUUUCAAACAUCCAGGAUAACUCAUACAGUGAAGAACAACCUCAGUCACCGUCCAUUUCACCAUCAAGUACCCCAGUAUCGCUUCCUGAAGGUUCUGAGAACAUACCUUCAGAACAACCAUCAAACUCCAGCUCUAUCGAAACCAGCAGAGAAAUGCAACUGCUGCCUUCCAAAGGUGCAAACGAUUUCAACGGUCCUCCUGAUCCUGCUGUGUCCGACAGUGAAGAGGGUACAGAAACCGGAGCUGAUGCUGUGGGAAAGAAAAUGGCUGCAACAGGGAGCUUCAGCAGUGAGGAGAGUGCUGAGACUACAGACUCUGAGCAAGACAGCCAGAAUCCAAUGGACCAGCCAGCAAAACAGGGAACUCCUGAUCCAGCGAUUCAGACAUCUUCCCACAUGUCUGUGGUUCAGCUCAGUCCUGACAUCCAGGAGGCACACAAUGAAGAAGAACCUCAGAGUCAGUCACCUGUUGCUCUCAUACCCGCAUUUAGUUCAGAAGAAGAUGAACCACUAGCAAACACAAUCGAACACAUCAUGGCUCUUGCGUUCAGUAGUGAAACCAAUGAAGAAGGUAAAAACCCUGAUUCUACCCGUUUAGACAACACCUUCUCUAAAAACAACCAAAAUGAAGAAUCAUAUUCAAAUGAAUCAGCAACCGAUAGCCCAAGAAUCAGUGCAGAAGUGACUCGUGAGCCAGUACACCUCACCACAGAGAGUCCACCAUUCGACUCUGAAUCAGCACCAACAAGUGAUUCGCUUGUUAGCAAUGAAGACGCCUCAAGUGAGAAAAUCACUCCAAAUCCGAGCACUAACCUGCACAUUACCCAGAGCAGUGGAGGAUUAGUAGAAGCUAAUGCUAACAAUGCUAAGGACAGUGAAGAGUCUCAGGAAUCUCAGAUCUUUACCUCAUCCACAGCAUUCCCCAUUGCUAGCCAACCAGCCCAGGAGCAAUACACUGAAAACAGCAGUGAUGAGGAAAACACACAGGACAGGAAGUCAAACCAGGGGAUAAUCAGUCAAUUUCCUGUAGAGACAUCAGCUAAAAUAAUAGCCACCAAUCUCUGGACAUCUUUCCUCCAAGCUCUGAAAGUUCCUAUAGCUAAUCCAAGCAGACAAGCAUUCCAGAAAAAUGCCCGAAGGCCACAAAGUACCAGACGUUAUCAUCAGCGUAGCAACAGGAGACAAAAAGCCAACAGCAGUGAGGAAAGUAAAUAAAAGAAAAUAUGCAGAAACGUAGCUUGUUUUUAACAUUUAAAGACCGAGUCAGGAAUCGCUAAGGGAAGGUUAGUGCUUGGUCCUUCAAGAUAAGCAGUUUAUUAAAGUAUACAAGGUUAGCAUGUUGCAUUCAUUCGUACAUACAUAUUAGUAAUAAUGUUCUCUGUUAGCAAUCAUGGUCUCCUUUAGCAAAUUAUUCUCUUUUAGCAUAGAUCUCUGGAGCAGCC